GCGGCCUGGGCCGGGAGCGAUCGGGGAAGGGGCACUCGGCUCACCAACUCCUGUUUAGAAUGUCCAAUCGGCAAGGACGGAUCACACCUACUACAACAAAAUCAGCACAAUCUGAAGCUGGCAGAUCUCAGUACAAUGAAGAAGAGACUUUUUACAGAAACUGCAGAGCAGCUUACCUGUCAGUAUUUGGUACCAGUUUGGAGAAUAUCACUUCCGAAGAUCAACUCUGCCUGGCUCUCCAGCAAGCUGGAAGGAAUCCUUCCAGAAAGACACUUGGAAAGUACUGGACUCAAUUUACCAAGAAGUUAAAUUUUGAUGACUUUUGUGAGAUCUUGAAAAAAGAACAACCGACAGAUAAGAAAGAAUUGAUGAAAGCUUUCAGAAAGAUUGAUUUAAAUAAUGAUGGAUACAUUGUGCAGGAAGAACUUUAUAAAGUACUCACCACUAAAGGCGAGAAGAUGACACAUGAAGAAGUGAAAAUGAUUAUGGAUGAAGCUGAUGUUAAUAAAGAUGGAAAACUAGACUAUAAUGAGUUUUGUAGAUUAUUUCUGAUGACAAUUGAAACAAGUCAAAAAAAUGCAGUAGCAAGAUUAGAUGCUGAUGCCAAGAUGAAACAACAACAGUUUGGAAGUUUGACUUCACUUGAAUGUUUAUCCUCGCCUUCAACAAAGUCACUGCUGGGAGCUUCUCAAAAUCAAGAGACUGAAACAAUUCCCAGAAAAGGUGAUGGUAGAUUUUCAUCGAGGCCCUCAACUGCUCGAAGUCAUAGGACCUCUGUUUCUUCUACCACUAACAUGGGAGCUAUCACUACAAAGAGCCUUAAAUUGUCAGAGCCCAGAACAAUAAAGAACUGGCAACAUGCUUGGUCAAAGGGAUGCUUUUUCCUAGAAGAUGAUGGUGGAAUUGUUAGUCAUUGGUAUAGACUGGAAUUGCAGCAAGCAACUAAUAUUUUUCUUACCAUCGGACCAUUAAACCUCAGCCAAACUGAAGAAAAAUUAUCGCCCUGGAUGAACGUGGAUACUGCAUUAUACGUUUUGAGGAAUGUUGGUGAUCCUGAAGCUCUGGAAGUUGUGUGUGCGACAGAAUUACGGGAAAAGGAGAGAUUUGGAUGGAAGGGAGAGCUCAGUUCAGGAGUUUAUCAUCUCAUCCCAUUCAGUACUGGCUGCAGAUUAAGGAAGAGGAGUAAAUCAAUGAUCCGAGAGGCCAAGCUGGUCCACAGGGAAAAUGGUGACUUAACACUCACCAAGGAAUUCAGGGCUGCUCUAUCAGACAUCUUUGAAGUCAUUGAUUUAGAUGGCAAUGGGCUUUUGAGCUUUGAAGAGUAUAACUUCUUUGAGUUGAGAACCAGUGGAGAGAAAUGUGACAGUGAAGCCUGGGCUAUGUGCCGAGAAAACUUUGACACAAAGAAAAACCAACUGACACGACAGGGUUUCAUGGAAUUGAACCUGAUGGAAGCCAAUGAUCGGGAAGGUGAUCCAGGAGAUCUCUGGGUAACACUUGAAUCAAUGGGUUACAACAGAGCACUGGAAAUGCAAGAGGCUUGUCCGUUUGUUGUUAAUAUCUAUGCAGAGGAUUGCAAACCUAAGCUGACACCGGUCAAUCUGGAAGCAGGUGGAAGUCUCCUCAAUUCAAUUAUCUGCAAAAAUGUCAUGAGUAAAGGAGAAGCAAAAACCAUGAAGGGUUACAAUGCAUUGGUGAUAUACACUUACAAGACUGAAACACUAAUCACUUCAGUAAUUGAAAAUAAAUCUGAAAGCAAAGUGAUCAUUCAUGUCAACAAUGAGAAGAGUAAAAACUGUGUCAGUAGUCGGGGUCUUAGUACUUUUGCAAUGGAAGUAUCACCAAGGACAACUACGGUCUGCCAACAUGUGAUGCCUGUCGAUGAGAGGCGAGAAUGGAUUUACUGCUGCACAGAAAGCAUUAUGACCUGAAAUGAGGUGUAGGAAAGGAGCUGCAUUAUUAAGCUGC
Pristis pectinata (smalltooth sawfish) is the source of this 1968-nucleotide messenger RNA. RefSeq names its product EF-hand calcium binding domain 7 (gene efcab7). The coding region runs from base 60 to 1931 and encodes 623 amino acids. Lineage: Eukaryota; Metazoa; Chordata; Chondrichthyes; Rhinopristiformes; Pristidae. The transcript is spliced from 14 exons. The record is from RefSeq and is a predicted model, not a curated record. Gene Ontology annotation, molecular function: calcium ion binding.